AAAAUAUUUUACAUAUUUGUUCUCAUUUUAAUUCAAACAUUUAAAUAAAAAAAUGACUUUAUUUUUUCUAGAUAUAUUUAUUAAAGGCAACAAUGACAAAUAUAUUUCGAAGUGAAGAAAUGACAUUUGAAAUUAUUCAACUAACAUAUAACCAAGAUUUUUAAUCUUUAUUUUCAAAUUUUCUUUAUUAACUCUUUCAGUCCUACAUUUUUCUACAGAGAAACAAGAUUUCAAUACAAAAAAAACAGUAGUAGUUCUUAUUCAUAUAGUAAUCUCUGAUGUAAUCAGAAAUAUAUAAAGAUACAUUACAAAUGGAACGUAUACCAAGUCUCACGUUCAAUAUUAUAGGAUAUACAAAAUCACAUAUUUUCUUCAAGACUGUUUUGUGAUUGUGAUAUUCAUUAGAUAGGUCAAGAAAAAUUUCUUAUACUAUUUUAUAAAUGAAAAACAUUUUUCAAACAAUUAUUGAAUAUUUUUGGAAGAUAUGCAUUGAAAAGAUAAAAUAAGAUAAAUUAUUUAUUUAUGAAAAUAAUAGAAUAUAUUUAAUAUAUUCAAUAUUUAAAUCAAAAACAUAACAGUGUUGUAUGACUUACUUUUCUUGAUUGUUAUUUUAGAACAAAUUUCAAUUUUGUUUUUUUUAUAAUUCACAUAACUGUAUUGAUUAGUUUCAUGAAUUAAAUGAUCAAUAAUUUUCGUUAGUAGUGAAAUGUUGAUAGAAUUGCUUUUAUUAUUUGCCAAAGUUAAUAUAUAAUCAACAUGAGAAAUAAGAAAAAUAAUAGAUAGGAUACAUUAGAAAGGCUAACAAAUACAUUGAUCGAAAAGAUUAUGAACAUACAAAUGAAUUUGUUGAAAACGUUUUCUAAUAUACAAUAAAUAGAAAAAUGAAUAUUUUAAUUAUACAUAAUCGAUGUACAAAUUUCAUAUGAAAAUAUUUUUAAUCGAAAAAAAAUAUUGAAAUUUUGAUUUAAAUAAAGAUUUAUUCAAUUGUAUUUACAAUCUGAUGCUGCUUAUUCUUGUAUAUCAGAACUAGGUGAAUUAGGAAUUUGUCAAUUUCGUGAUUUAAAUCCGAAUGUAAAUGCAUUUCAAAGAAAAUUUGUUAAUGAACUUCGACGUUGUGAAGAAAUGGAAAGAAAAAUUCGUUUUCUUGAAAGUGAAGUAAAGAAAGAACGAAUUUCAAUCGAUGAAUCAACUGAAAAUCUCGACGCACCAAAACCACGCGAAAUGGUCGUUCUUGAAGCAAUGAUUGAUAAAUUAGAUCAUGAUUUAAAACAAAUUAAUACAAAUGCUGAUGCUUUACGAAAAAAUUUUAAUGAAUUAACUGAAUUAAAAUAUAGUUUAAUUAUGACAGAAGAAUUUUUUCAACAGGUAAAAGAAGAAAAUCAAAUGGAGCUGAGUAAAAGAAAAGUUUUUGAAAAAAGAUUUGUAAGUGGAGUUAUAUCAAGUGAACGAAUGACUAAAAUUUCACAAUUAAUUGAAGAUUCAAUUACAAGUGAAAAAGUUCUUAAAGUUGUUUUUGUUGUGUUUUUUCAAGGUGAACAAUUAAAAACACGUCAUUCACAAUUAUGUGAUCGAUUGAUUUGUCAAAUGGAUUUAAGAAGAAAUCGAGUUUGUUAUAAUUUUUAA
Molecule: messenger RNA, 1623 nt
Organism: Adineta steineri
Lineage: Eukaryota; Metazoa; Rotifera; Eurotatoria; Adinetida; Adinetidae
Source: the annotation of a GenBank genome assembly